GGUAGGGAGGAGGUGGUUGCAACACCAUGGCUGGUGGGAGCACUGCAAGGGGUGCGAUUGGUGGACAAGGAAGUUGGAGGCAGUUGGAAAGAGGAGAGGGCAUCGGGAAGGACAUUGCCAACUCAAGUGCACCUUCGUCAGGGGUGACUUCUACAGAAUCCACACCGGCUACUGACCCCUCGCUGUCCGUCCCACAGCCUGAAGGGAGGCAAAAGAAGCUGCAGGGCGAGAAGGAGAUAUCGAAGCAUGUGGAACAAGGGCAGGCGGUUGUGCCAAAGGGUCGGGGAGAGUAUUGGCUGAGGUGUCGGCUAUGCUCAGCCAUUUGGAGGGGCACGAGCACACGAGCAGUUGAGCACUUCAUGAAGAUGCUCAAGUCGCGCCUUUUCCGGACAGGGGAGAUUGUGCAUAAGCUGGUGGCCCAAGGGCCGAAGGUGCUGCCAAGCGACAAGAAGACUCGCUACCUAUUGCAAAAUUACUGGCAGCUGCACAACAUGUCGGAGGGGGGGGCUGCAGCAAACGACGAUGAUGCGGACGCGGUUGUUCGUCGUGGUUACGAGGAGCAAAAACCGCCGGUUGCUGCAGGGAGGGAGCCGGUCGAGGAGAUGGCGCAGCGGGGAAAGGAAAGUGCAGUGGGGGAGGUGCUGCGAGAAGAGUGUGAUUCCACCACAAGGGCGGGUCCGGUGCAACAAACGACCAUCACGAGAUGGAUGGACAACGCAGCUCAAAAGAAGUUGGACAUUGCAUGGGCGGAGGCAAUGUUCCGGGCGCGAAUCUCGUUCAAUUUUUUGAACUUCGACACCACUCUCAAACUGCACGAGGUGUAUUCGGAGCCGACCGAGGUCCGUUUUGGGUCGGUCUACGUGAUGAUGGAGCGGUUGUACGAUCGGAGGGCGGUUUUGAAGCAGAUGGUUGAAGGGAGCCUAGUCGGGAGAUCAAAGGCGAUGCGGUGGUCGACGACCAAGCUGCAGUCCAAAGCGGAUCUUGUCUUCUUCACAUCGCGGACGGAGGGUUGGUGGCCGAAGUUGAAGAAGGUGGUGGAGGUGAUGGAGCCAUUGUAUGUCUUGCUUCGGAGGAUGGACAAGGACGGGACUGCCCCGUCAAACCUUGUGGAGUACGACCGGCUAAUGGAGAGGAUGCUGGCGGAGGUCGUGCUGACGGAGGAGCAGCGACGUACGGUGCUCGAGAAGGCCAUUGCCAUGAAAGUAAUGGGCAUGUGGAGCACGAUGACUCCAGCGGAGCGGAAUUGGUCUUCGAUGGACUUGGUCCACUCGAAGCGGCGGAAUCGGUUGAACCCCUCAACCUUGGAGUUGGUGUAUAUUCAUUGGAAUAUGCAGCUGCUGCAGUCCGGGAAGAACUGUAAGGACCACGACUACAUUGACUUGUGGGCGCAGUUCUUCGAGUCUCUUCCGGAGGCUGAGGUGAACGAUGGUUCUAUUUUGAAGGACCCCGUGGAGAAGGACAAGACGGAGGAGGAGCUGGAGGAAUGCACCGGCGACAGCAACCUUGACGACGAGGUGUGGAAGGGGAAGACUCCAUGGUUGGAAGCGUCUAGCGAAGGGGAGGUUGAUGAGUCAUUGGACGAUGACUUUGAGUUGGGAAUCCCGCCAUCAAUCCUGUGCACCACAUAUGUUGGGAGGAGGGAAGCAGCACAGCGCCGUCAAGAACGGCCGCCCACAACACCAUUUCAAUGCACGGCGAACACCACAGCGCGUCACAACAUCCAAUCGGAUGUCGAGCUACCACAGACUGACACCGACAUGGAGAUGGAGCUUCGCCCCGGUCCAAUCAAUACAGAUGAGGAGGAGGCUGACCGUGCAAAGGCAUGGGCUGAUGCGGAUCAAGAACAGGUGCAAAGAAGAAUGAGGGAGGAGGAGGAGCGACGCGCAGCUAUACCAACCCGCAUAGAAUUGGAGAAACCGAAGAAGAAGGUUGGAGAGCGAGAAUCGGAGCCAGUGGGGGAUAUGGGCCGGCUAGAGGAGGAGAAAGAAGAGGCGAUGGGCCAGCGAGAGGAGGAGGCAGCACACGAGAUUGGCCAGCCAGGGGAGGAAGAAGAAAAGAUGGAGGAGCAAGAGGAGGAAGAAGAAGGGGCUGGCAUGGAGCAGCGAGAGGAGGAGAUGGAACAGGAGUAAGGGGAGGGCACGGAACAGCAAGAAGAGGAGCUGGAGGAGACUGAGAAGGAGCAGCAGCAGGAAUAGACGGAGAACAUCAAGGAGGAGCAGCAGCAGCAUGCACCGACGACCGUGUACAAGCAUCGGAAGCAAACUGUGAAGGCUGCUGGGUCACCGGAUAAUUCCCCCGACUUCCCAGCCAACAAAGCAGAAGCCCAACA
Molecule: messenger RNA, 2329 nt
Organism: Chara braunii
Lineage: Eukaryota; Viridiplantae; Streptophyta; Charophyceae; Charales; Characeae
Source: the annotation of a GenBank genome assembly